Messenger RNA from Paramormyrops kingsleyae, 2674 nucleotides. It is a transcript of the gene ip6k2b, whose product is annotated as inositol hexakisphosphate kinase 2b. The record is from RefSeq and is a predicted model, not a curated record. Gene Ontology annotation, biological process: inositol phosphate biosynthetic process; phosphatidylinositol phosphate biosynthetic process. Gene Ontology annotation, molecular function: inositol hexakisphosphate kinase activity. Gene Ontology annotation, cellular component: cytoplasm; nucleus. NCBI's taxonomy places the organism in Eukaryota, Metazoa, Chordata, Actinopteri, Osteoglossiformes, Mormyridae.
CAGUUCUUCGUUUCAGUAUCGGAGAGGGAUCCGGGAGCAACUCCGCUCUCAUUUAAAGUCCCCCCCCCCCUUUUUUUUUUUUUCUUCGUUAAACGUCAAACUAAAAAGGUGGCUGUAAUCACACAGCAGAAAGUCUGCUGGUCGACUUUUCUUUUCGGUGUAACUGGAGUAAAAAAAAUCCCUUUAUUGCCCCUCUUCUCUUUGUUUUUGUGGCUGGGCAGCUUCCAUCUUAGGGGAUUUCGGUUUUGUCGAGACGAGGAAGCAGUCUCGCAGUCAGCACCUUGGCCCUCCCCGCCGGCCCGCUGGAUCUCGCCUUUGUCUCGGACCCGCAGCCAGGAGUCUAAUGCUCGUCGAGGAUGAGUCCUGCGCUGGAGGCUGUAAUGCAGACAGAUCAGAAGCGGUACCCCAGCCAAGGGGUAAUGCUUGAGCCCUUCGUUCACCAGGUGGGGGGCCAUUCCUGCGUGCUCCGCUUCGGGGAGCAGACCAUCUGCAAGCCCCUCAUUCCCCGGGAACACCAGUUCUACAAGAGCCUGCCGGCGGAGAUGAGGAAGUUCACCCCGCAGUACAGAGGUGUGGUGUCUGUCAGCUUCGAGGAGGACGAGGAGGGGAGCCUCUGCCUGAUGGCGUAUCCCCUGCGCGGUGAGGCGGGCGACCUGGAGAAUGUGGACCCCACUGCCGACUGCGAGCCCAAGCACAAGAUGCUGAAGCGGAGCAACGUGAAGCCGCCCGCUCUGCUGCCGGAAGGUGACUAUUACGGCAAGGACAGGACCAGGCAGAUGCGCAAGGAGGACAAGAACAAGAGCCACAAUCGUGAGGAGCGUGAGCAGGCCGAGGUGCUGUGCUACAGCCUAGAGAAGGGCAAGGUGAUACCGCAGCUCAAGCACAACCCCUGGAGCCUGAAAUGCCACCAGCAGCAGCUCCAGCGCAUGAAGGAGAACGCCAAGCACCGCAACCAGUACAAAUUCAUUCUGCUGGAGAAUCUGACAUGGCGAUACAACAUGCCCUGCGUCCUGGACCUGAAGAUGGGUACCCGGCAGCACGGGGAUGACGCUUCCGAGGAGAAGAAGGCCCACCAGAUCCGCAAGUGCCAGCAGAGCACGUCGUCCUCCAUCGGAGUGAGGCUGUGCGGCAUGCAGGUGUACCAGGCAGACUCAGGUCAGCUUAUAUUCAUGAAUAAGUACCACGGACGCAAGCUGACGCUGGCCGGCUUCAAGGAGGCGCUCUUCCAGUUCUUCCACGACGGCCGGCGCCUGCGGCGGGAGCUGCUGUCCCCCGUGCUGCGGCGCCUGCGGGAGAUGCAGGCAGCGCUGGAGGCCUGCGAGUCGUACCGCUUCUACUCCAGCUCGCUGCUCAUCAUCUACGACGGCGACCCGCCGCGCGCCCAACGCCAGCGCCACUGUCAUCACGGCGGCGAGGAGGGCGAGGAAGAGGAGGAUGACGAGGAGGAGGACGAGGAGGACCCCGGGGCGUUCGGGUUCCACUGCGGCGGAGCGGCGGGCGGCGGCACUGGCGGCUGGCCAUCCAUGGGGGAACCAGGCCCCCUAGUGGACGUGCGUAUGAUCGACUUUGCCCACACCACCUGCCGGCACUACGGGGAGGACAGCGUGGUGCACGAGGGCCAGGACAGCGGCUACAUUUUCGGCCUGCAGAACCUUAUCACCAUCAUCUCAGAGCUGGAGGACCACAGCGCUGAUUAAGCCCUUCUCCAGACCAGUCUGGAUCCCAUCCUCGGUGUGCACGUUCCCUCUCGGCGAGGGCUCCAUGCCACUGGAAGCCUCAGAUGGAGGGAGCAACACAGGAGGGCAGCGGAGAUGAACAUGCAGCUACCGGCUGGCCCUCUGCGUGCUCGCUCACUCGCUCCAGCCAGAGUGCUGCUGCCUUUCCUUCACCAGUAAAGGACAGCAGAGAUGGACACCCAUGUCUCCAGCUCUUUGGACAUCUGUUGGUAACACUGACUCAUGUGCCGUUAAUGGUCUUCUUCGAUUUUUUUCUUUUUUUAUAAAAAAAAGGGAAGAAAAAGGUGAAGCAUCUUGACAAAACAAGAAGUGUGAACAGAGCAUGGCGUGAACGAUGGAUUGCCUGAUCCGUGCCAGUCCCACUCGUGUCUCUGUCUGAGCUGGCUUUUGGGCAGAGAUGGUUUCUGCAGUGGGCUUGUCUGGUCUCUCUUCCAUACCUGUACGGACUCCUGAUGAACUUUGGAAUGAAACCGACCAAGUGAGGGCGCGUGUGUGUUUGGGGGGGGGGAUAGUAAGGACAGUGGGGUGAGGAGAAACACCAUUCUUUAUACCACACCUCUCUCCCUCCAACAGAUGAAGGGAAGAAGAGAAGAAUUAUUGAGGACUGUUUUGGGGGACAAAGAGGGACAAUCGUGUCACCCUGAGCCCCCUUAUUCAAUGUCUCCUCCACCAGUUGUCCACUUUCAUUCCAAAUGACAAAGGGGGGUGUGUUGUGAUAAUAUGAUGAAUUAUAGGAACAGAGACUAUAUAGAUCUUUAUUUAUUUGAAAUAUUUGUUACAAAAUAAAAAAUAAAACAGACUACAUUCCACAUUACUGUUAAUGUUAUGUCAAAUAACUGUUUAUAAGAUCAAGUUCAUAUACCUCUGUCUUAUAUAUCUUGUGUGUCGGCAGUAUGUUGGAGCAAAAAAAUAAUAAAAAGGAUUUCUGUUUGUAGUAA